Microthlaspi erraticum is the source of this 786-nucleotide messenger RNA. The record is from the annotation of a GenBank genome assembly. Lineage: Eukaryota; Viridiplantae; Streptophyta; Magnoliopsida; Brassicales; Brassicaceae.
AUGUCAUCGACGAACGGAGGUUUCGGGUUCUUUUCACCGGAUAACACAAACUUGUUUUACCGAGAAGCCACGUGGACGGUGGAGGAAAACAAACGGUUCGAGAAAGCUCUCGCCUUUCAAGACGACAAAGACAAUCUCGAGAGCUGGAUCAAGAUCGCCGAUUCCAUCCCCGGCAAAACCGUCGUUGACGUCCUUAGACGUUACAAGGAGCUAGAGGAUGACGUCAGCGACAUCGAGGCCGGACUUAUCCCCAUUCCGGGAUACAGCAGCGACGCCUCCUCCGGAACCGCCGGUGAAUACUUCUUUGGGCUAGACAACUCUGACUACGGCUACGGUUAUGAUUACGUCAGAGGAGGAAAGAGGAGUUCGCCGGCCACAAAUGAUUGCUUUAGGCCACCGAUGCCGGAAAAGGAGAGGAAGAAAGGAGUUCCGUGGACUGAGGAAGAACACCGGCGAUUUCUAAUGGGUCUGAAGAAAUAUGGAAAAGGAGAUUGGAGAAACAUAGCAAGAAAUUUUGUGACGACUCGAACGCCGACGCAAGUCGCUUCCCACGCUCAGAAAUAUUUCAUUCGGCAGCUCACCGAUUGUAAAGACAAACGCCGAUCAAGCAUUCACGACAUCACAACCGUUAACGUCUCCGACGCAAACGCAUCAACAACCGCCCCCGCAACACUCUCUCCUACUCAAACCAAUUCUUUUGACGUUUUCCUCCCUCCAAAGCCUUAUCAUAGUUUCGCGUUUGCGUCUGCGUCUAGUUUUUGCAACGCGUUUCCGCAGUGGAGUUAA